Aspergillus mulundensis is the source of this 1254-nucleotide messenger RNA. RefSeq lists its product as uncharacterized. The coding region runs from base 1 to 1254 and encodes 417 amino acids. The record is from RefSeq and is a predicted model, not a curated record. Gene Ontology annotation, molecular function: electron-transferring-flavoprotein dehydrogenase activity; flavin adenine dinucleotide binding. NCBI's taxonomy places the organism in Eukaryota, Fungi, Ascomycota, Eurotiomycetes, Eurotiales, Aspergillaceae. Gene Ontology annotation, cellular component: cytoplasm. The transcript has a single exon.
AUGCCCCCCAACACAAUCCUCAUCCUCGGCGGCUCCUACGCCGGCAUCUCAACCGCCCACUACACCCUCAAACACGUCAUCCCCUCCCUCCCAUCCCCAGACUCCUACCAGGUGAUCCUGGUCAGCAGUUCGCGCGAGGUCCUCUGCCGCCCUGCAGCCCCGCGCGCCCUCCUCUCAGACACAUACUUCGACCAGUCGAAGCUGUUCGUGACCAUCGAAGAGCAGUUCACGCAGUACGGGCAGAAAUUCCACUUCGUCCACGGGCGCGCGAAACACCUCGACCACACUCGGCGCGUUGUGGUCAUUGAUGAAAUCACGCAGACGACCACGAAUACCGGGCCCGUCCACGCUGAACUCCAGCUCAGUUUCCAUGCGCUUGUUAUUGGGACGGGGGCGUCGACGCACUCCCCGCUGUUUAGCUUGAAUGCACACGGGAGGCCUGAGCUCGUUGCGAAAUGGAAGGAGUUCCGCACGGCUAUGGCAGACGCAAAGAGUAUCGUUAUUGCCGGGGGUGGGCCCACGGGCGUCGAGACGGCGGGCGAACUGGGCGAGCAUCUUAACGGCAAGGCAGGCUGGCUGAGCUCGAAGAUGGCGAGUCCGAAGUGCAGAAUCACGCUGGUGACGUCUGGCACGGAUCUCCUGCCCGUGUUGCGUCCUGCAAUCGGGCAGACGGCUGAGUCGUACCUGGCCAAGCUGGGUGUUGAGGUUGUUAAGGGUGUGAAAGUGGAGGACGUGAUCCCCAACGAUGCAGGGAACGAAGCGCUGACCGCGAAGUCCGAAGUCCGUCUUAGCGAUGGCGAAACACGCCACGCAGACCUGUACAUCCCGGCCUACGGCACAAUCCCCAACACCUCUUUCAUCGACGAGUCCCUUCUCUCCCCCGACGGGCGCGUCUCAACGAACCCGUCGACCCUGCGCGUCGAUAAGGCGGGACCCCUUGUCUACGCGGCCGGCGACGUCUCCGACUACGCACGCCCGGCGGUCCAUAUCCUCACGGAAGCGAUCCCCGUGCUGUGCGCGAACCUGAAGCGCGAUCUUCUGGCUGAGACCGGGGAAGCUGCUGCUGAGGAUAGGGUGUUCAAGGCUGAUGAGAGCGAGACGCAGCUUGUGCCUAUUGGACGGGGGAAGGGCGUGGGUGCGGCGAAGGGGUACCGCGUGCCGAGUUUCUUUGUUUGGUUGAUUAAGGGGAGGGAUUAUUGGUUGGGGAUGACGGGUGGGACGUGGAGUGGGAAGGCUUGGGCGAAGGAGGUUUGA